GUCCGCGUUAAACGGGUUUCCGCCAUGUUCGGCUGUGUGUACAGAUGCACCUGUACAGAGGUGAGGUGAAUGAUGUCACUGUCUAUGGGGGAAGGGAGAGAGCUAUCCGAAAGUACGGCCUGUCGGGACAUGUACGUUUACACCUGCAAACUGAGUGAAACAAGUGCAAGUAUUUAACGUUAUACAAUAUGUUACCAUUGGAUGAGUCAUUCGAGACACAGACAAAUCGACGUGGGUGAUAUUUGGGUGAAAAUACCGAACUUUGUGCGCGUUAAACCAUGGAGAGGACGCUGGCAGUGGCGCUGUACUGCUACCUUUUUUCUACAGAAGUGCUUGCUAUCCAGGUGACGGUCCCCCAGACAGAACGGAGCACCACUCUGUUUGCCUCAGUCAUCUUACGCUGUGACUAUUCUACUUCUGUUAACCAACAAGAUGUGCUGGUUACAUGGCGCUACAAGUCGUUCUGCUUGGACCCUGUUUUACAAUAUUACUCAGCAGCAUACCAGGCUGGUCUGAGUUUGGGCCAAGAUCCGGCCAAUGACUGUCCUGAUCGCCAACGCACCAUCCGCACAGUUAUUCAGAAGAAAGGAACCAAUGAACCCAUACUGGGGACAGAAUACCGUGAACGCAAGAUCACCAUCCAAAACAAAGCUGAUCUGGUCAUCACUGAGGUCAUGUGGUGGGAUAAUGGUGUGUAUUUCUGCUCCGUCGAUGCAGCUGGGGAUACCGUUGGAGACUCUGAUCGAGAAAUCAAACUUAUUGUGUACAACUGGCUGACUGUGCUGCUGAUCAUUCUUGGAGCAUUGCUUCUGAUCACACUUUUCUGCAUCUGCUGCUGUCAGUGCUGCCCUCAGAACUGCUGCUGCUAUGUUCGCUGUCCAUGCUGUCCAGAAACAUGCUGCUGCCCAGAGAAAGUGGUGAUGCAACACAGGAUGAUGCGUGAGGCACAGAAAGCCAUGGCACCCUGGCUCCAUGGCCAACCGAUUUAUGCCCCAAUUGGGUCUAAUGGAUCAUCUCAGGCAAACCCUCUGCUCUACUCAGGUUCCUUCUCAGAACAUUCUUCUAAACACAACAUUCCAAUGGCACCAAUGGUCGUUUCCCCCCAGCAAUCUGGCCCACCUAUGGUAUUCCCGCAUAGUGUCCAAGCCAAUGGGAGUGUACAUGGUAGUAACCAUAGCAAUAGUCAGAUGCUAGACUUCCUGGAGCGUCAGGUGAGACGGAUGGAUGUGGGAGCCCCACAUCCAACUCAGUAUGUACCAACCCAUCUUCAAACCCUACCUCCUCAGCAAGUAGCCCUUCAGCCUCAACCUUUGCAGAAUGUACAGCCCAUGCAGCCAUUAACACAAGCUGUACCUUUCUCCCCCGGUCCUCCUAGUAUGCUUUCAGCUUUGAAUGAAUUUGGUGUGCAUGGGGUAGAGCGCAGGGUCAUCCAGUUGCCCCCUAUCGUAGGUCGGGCACCGAGCCUGAAUUCUCGCAGAGGCCCAAGAGAGAAUCGCAGGGUACCCCGAAACUCCAGUCAAUCAAGUGGCAGCUCAAACCACACAGGUCAUAACCAUGACAAUUCCAGGUAUCCCGGGUCAUCACGGCGUGGAAUCCUACGCAGCACCAGCGAUGAGUCUGACUGGAAUGACAGGCGAUUAGGCCGAGGGUCACGAGAACACAGGGGAGACAAUGGCACACAAAGGUCUGGCCCACGUAUUCGCAGCAAAGCUGAGCUAAUAAAGGAACUGCAAUGGGCAGCACCUCAACAAGAUGAGAGCUACUCUCCUACACCUCAGGAUGGCUAUAGGAGCUCAGAGGAGGAGGAGGAUAGUUACAGAGGCGUAUCAAGAUCGCGAGACAGAGCUUGGUCUGAGAAACCACCUAGUUACUCUUCCAUUGAAAUCAAACCAGGUCAAGGCAAGAGGACUAGUGAACACAACUCGGACAAGAGCUCUCGCAGUGCUGUCAGCGUUGUUAUCUGAAGCCUCUUCCUGCUCUCUACUGUAUUUCCACAGUGAGUGUUAUCGUGACAGGUUCUGUAAUAUAGAGUGUUGAAGUAUCAUUCAGAAGAUCAAUCUGAAAUCAUAUACAAAUAAACAUGACUAGGCCAGUUAUACUGGAAGAGUAGAAUGUAAUUUUAAAAAAGAAAAAAUGUUAAUGAUUCUGUUUUUAUGAUUCUAUUUGUGCUCUGUAAUUCCACAUUUUUUUACACUUCACUGUGCACUAAAGCUUUUUUUUAUUGUUUUAGUAAUUGUAAUUUUACUCUUUGAUUUCAUUUCACAAUUUCUAUGUCUGUAUUAUUUGAAUCCAUUUUUUUGUUAUGCAGCAGGGUUUGUCUCACUCUUGGUGCUGUUACACACAAUUUGUUGGAAUUACUUUACUCUGUGAGUAGCCUCGCAAUCUACAUGCUCUAAAUCCUUAUCCUCACAGAAACCUAACCUAGUUAAUUUUAAUGUUUUUAAAAUGUUUAUAAUGUUUUUAAACCUACAGUUAACUGUAAAUACAUUUUUACAUUUGUAAAUGCAUUUUUAUUACGUUAUUGGGGUUAAAAAAAGGAAUAAAUCUAAGCAUGUUGGAAUUUAUAAAGAAGUGUUGGUUCCUGUGAGAUUUGAGGUUUGUGUUGCAUAUGAAGGAAGUGUGUGUGUGUGUGUGUGUGUGUGUGUGUGUGUGUGUGUGUGUGUGUGUGUGUGUGUGUGUGUGUGUGUGUGUGUGUGUGUGUGUGCAGCUUUUGGAAGAUCUCACUGUCUUCCCAGAAGUUUUGAGAUUGAAUCAUUUGGAAUGUGUCGAAUCAAAAUGACAUUGGAAGUGAUUUAGGGCUGCACUAGCUUAUUAUUAACAAAAUCAAGAAUAAUAACCAGUAAUUUAUUGAUUAUUUGAUGCUACAAGAGCUAAAAUGUGAAUUAAUUGAGAGAUUUGAAAGUUGUAACUUAUGUAACAAACAACUAUAGUUUAUAUCUUGUUUGUUUACAGCUGAAAUGAUACUCAGAUAAGAGACAUUGGAAGUUUAAUUUUAAGAUUUUACUUCUUUGGAAGAAAAUAUGAAUUAUAACUUGAACUGAACUCUGCAUGGAUAAUUUACAAUAGUUAUUUUGUGUACACUAAUUGUACAAGACUUGUGUACUUAUUUUGUUUCAUAAAAAAAAGUUCUGGAUUUUAUUUUUGUCUUCAAAGAUAUUUUUUUCAAUUGUCUGUAAUCGCAUAUAAAUAAAUAAAUAAUUUUCAUGUGA
Messenger RNA from Tachysurus fulvidraco (yellow catfish), 3209 nucleotides. RefSeq names its product immunoglobulin-like domain containing receptor 1b (gene ildr1b). Gene Ontology annotation, molecular function: high-density lipoprotein particle receptor activity. Gene Ontology annotation, cellular component: plasma membrane. Bases 279 to 1964 code for a protein of 561 amino acids. The transcript has 8 exons. Lineage: Eukaryota; Metazoa; Chordata; Actinopteri; Siluriformes; Bagridae. The record is from RefSeq and is a predicted model, not a curated record.